This is a messenger RNA of Suillus subaureus, 1420 nucleotides long. Its product is annotated as chaperonin 10-like protein. The record is from RefSeq and is a predicted model, not a curated record. The coding region runs from base 309 to 1337 and encodes 342 amino acids. Lineage: Eukaryota; Fungi; Basidiomycota; Agaricomycetes; Boletales; Suillaceae. The transcript has 8 exons. Gene Ontology annotation, molecular function: oxidoreductase activity, acting on NAD(P)H.
UGUCGAUAAUAUUCGGUUGUUCAAACUUCUUUAUGUAAGAAAUUCUUUAGAAUCGUUCUUGAGGCCCGAAUCUCUCAUGACAGUACAGGAUGAUCCGUAACAUCCGUUUAUUCACGUAAUACUGACUGUGUCAGUAACGGAUCACUCGCUAGCUGCUUAAGGGUCUAUCGAUGAUAUGGCGCAGAUUUAUGAUCAAUGUGAUUCAAACUGUUGGACUCGUGACUCAUCACUGACAUGAGUGUGUCAGAACUCGACAGAGCUCAAAUAGAGAUCGCUGUGUUACCUUUAUGAACUAUAGAAGCACGCGCAUGUCAUCGCAAACUCAUCUUGCAUUCGCGAGUACAGCCGUUGGCAUAACAUCUGUUAUUCAGGUCCCAACUCUCUCUCCUGGAGCCGGUGAGGUGAUGGUAAAAGUCGCAUUCAGCGCAGUCAUACCCCUUGACACAUACAUGUCCGAUUAUGGUCGAAUCAUAAACGGCCAAUACCCAGUCGUUUUAGGCUUCAAUCUUAGUGGAGUUGUAGAAGCUGUCGGCUCCGGUGUGGACGACUUGCAGGCGGGAGACAAGGUUUGCGCAGUUGCAUUGGCAGGAUCGAAGGAGAAGGGUUUACAAGAACGUGCAGUUAUACAAAGGUCCACCUGCGCCAAGCUCCCCGAUGAUUACUCGCUCGAAGCAGCUGCAACAAUUCCUGACAACUUCAUAACUGCAUUUUACACGCUGUUCGAUUGUUUGGGGACUUGCUCCGCCAACACUCCGAUCCUCAUUUAUGGUGCGGGAGCUACGUCUGGUCAAUAUGCUGUUCAGCUGUUGGCCCUUGCUGGGUACAAGCAGGUCAUUGCAACCGCAUCUCCUCGUCACCAUUCCUACCUCAAGUCUCUUGGCGCCGCCCAUGUCGUAGACUACAGCGAUGAUGACAUGGCCGAGAAGAUCCUACUUGCCGCAGGCAAAAACGUCCAAUUUGUUUUGGACUGCAUCAGCGCCGAGGGCACGCUCAAGAGCAUAUCUAGUGUCGUUAGCUCCGACGGUGUGGUAGCUAUGCUAUUGCCAGUGACGGAAGGCAGCAGGCGUGUUGCAGGGAAAGACACGCAAAUGUGGAUGGAAUUACCGGUGAAACUUGUAGGCGUGAGGACGCUGCUGUAUCAACAGAACGAGUACCUUCGUGACAACCUGAUGCCGAAGAUUCUCCCUCGACUGUUGGAGGAAGCCAUUAUUCAACCUAAUCGAGUUCGUCUAUUUGAUCAAGGAUCACUGCAAGAUCGCUGCCAGGAGGCUCUUGAUGUAGUACGGAACGGACAAGUGAGCGGAGAAAAAGUUGUUGUGAAAGUAGCAUCUAUGUAACUCUUGAUUGUAGUACUAGGCUAAUUGACGCAAUCUUAUCUUAUCACAAGUUCUCAUGAUAUGUAGCACCUAGUCAUUUUCGG